Molecule: messenger RNA, 2513 nt
Organism: Anguilla anguilla (European eel)
Lineage: Eukaryota; Metazoa; Chordata; Actinopteri; Anguilliformes; Anguillidae
Product: A-kinase anchor protein 7-like
Exons: 8
Coding region: 26-1312 (428 amino acids)
Cellular component (GO): cytosol
Molecular function (GO): protein kinase A regulatory subunit binding
Source: RefSeq, a predicted model, not a curated record
CACAGAGAAAUUAUUAAGACCAGUUAUGAUUCCUUUGAGGAUUAUGCUUAUACAAACUCGCAAGAUUACGGUAAAAUUAGCUCGCCAGAACCUUCCAAGAGUCUUUCACACGUUACCUGGAGGACAGGUAAAUCUGACAGAAAAGGUCGUUUGUCAAUCCUACGGAUUAUCUAAAAUACCUCACGGACAGGUACAUUUCACAGGCAUGCAAACUGUUGACUGCUCUGAGACGGAUAUCCACGCUGUUGAACUCAAGGCCAGCAUGGAGCAUGACAGUGACCUCCUGCCUACACCUACUCAUGCACCCAAUGCACUGGUGGAUAUAACCACUGAAGAGGGCUGUUUGCAAUCUAGCCCAUGUGCCAAAGCACGCGUCGAUCCUGAUCCUUCAGAUUCAAAGAAAAGGGAGAGGAGGAAACCCAAGAAGGCCAGAGUCAGAGGCCGGAAGCAGAAACUGCAGGCGUCAGAAUGUGCCGAUAGCCUUUUGCAAGAGCUUCCGUUCGCUAACGCCAAAACAUGGAAGGACCUAGGCUUCACAACCUCAGAGAAGACCGUGAAAAAAAAGCGCAAAAGAGGAGACAGCGGACGAGGAGAGAGCGAAGAGGACGCCGAUAAAAAGAAGAAGAAAAAGCAGCCGCGCCCAAACUACUUUGUUUCCAUCCCCAUCACGAACCCAAAGAUCAGAGGUGGGGUCCAGGCAGUCCAGGACCUGGUGGUACAGAAGGACAAGAGAUACUCCCGGGCCCUGAUCCCCGUGGGCAGCCUCCACAUCACCCUGCUGGUGACCUACUUGGGCAACGAAGAGGAAGUCGACGCGGCGAGGCGAGCGGUGGCCCAAAUGGAGCCGGCGGUCCGGGACCUGCUGCGGGGGCGGGAGCUGGUCCUGCCCUUCCACGGCAUCGGACACUUCCGGAACGAGGUGGCCUUCGUCCAGCUGGCCGAGGGCGCGCACGUCGCCGCGCUGACGGAGAUCGCAGAAGCGGCGAGGAAGGUGUUCGAGGAGAGGGGAGUCUCGUCCGGGGACGCCAAAGACUUCAAGCCGCACCUUACCUUCAUGAAGCUUUCCAGAGCCCCGAAGCUCCGCAGUCAGGGCAUAAAGAAGAUCGAUCCUGAAGCCUACGAGAGCUUCCUUCAGCACAGCUUCGGAGAGGAGACCGUUUCGAGACUGGACCUCUGCUCGAUGUUGAAGAAAAAGACUCCAGAUGGAUACUACCAUUGUGAGACCUCCUUAGCACUUGUCGGGCGGAACUGGGAUGGGAGCAAGCGAAUGACUAAAAUGAAUCUGCCUAGACUUCUGGUUUUCGAAUGGUGAAGAAAAUGGAUACCACGUGAUUUGUCAUUUCCAAGCUUUAAAGACAAGUGAGAUGAAAUCAAAUGCGUGCACCCGUUUCAGUCUGAAAGGAGCCUCUGUCAAGGUCCCCCCCACCCUAAGCAUACCAAGACAGUCUCACGCAUUUCUGAUUGGGGGAAGAGACUGACUUUCUCCCAUUCUGUCCACUCGUGUUGCCAGGUAACACAGGGCUGCAUUCUAGGGUGAUCCACAAAUAGCUAAUAAACAGUCGAAGAGCACAACAGGCAUAUUUCAUGUUGUGAGCUUAACGCACCGCAAGAUACCACACCGCACUUUCAGUUUCUCCAAAAAUGAGCCGAGUCAAGCUCUCGAGGCUUAAAUUGCCAGCGGCUCGUCCCCAUCAUUAAGUCUUUCUGCAGUGGCUAUAAUUGAGAAGGCUGAUUAAAACAUCGCCUUGUUGCUAGGACUGCAAUUUCUAAAAUGGUAUCUGGGCCUCUUCUAAAGAACAAGGGCUUUUAGAAAUGAACUAUCAUGCUCUGUUUGAACAAUGCGACAAGAAUGCAUUGAACAUCAGCCAACCCUCAUUUUCAAAGUUACAAUUAUGUUAUUGUUACAAGUGUCACACUCCAGUCGUGUGUGUUCUUGGGAUUGUGUUCUACAUGUUUGUUGACUACACAGUACUACUACUACUACUCAUUAAUAAUAAUAAUAAUUUAAAAAACAGAACAAAAACAGUAUGUUUCCUGCAGCUUCGACCCCUAAUAAAUACAUGAAAAGGGUGGGUUGUUUUCUUUUUAAAGCUGCCAAAUGGGAUUAUGCGUGGUUCCAGUGUCUCUUAUAAGGCCAGGCAGGUUUUAUUUGUCAGACUCGAUGAAAACUGUAUCACAGAUUACUCUUCUUGUGGGGGCAGAGAGCAGAUGGUAGGAUGCUACAGCCAGGCAAGCUCACCGAUACGGCUUUCCACGUAACACUGUUCUACUACAGCUACAAAAUUCCAAUCAGAGGAGCAUUGUGUAAGCAGAGAGCGGAUAUGCGCAGGUGGCAGCUCAUCCGUGGAGAAUUCAAAGCCCCUAUGAGCUUCCUUAUGCCAUUUUUCAAACGUUGUUUCUUCAUGGGUGACUCUUCAACUACCUGAAGACAGUACAUUAAGCAGCCAAGGGUGUAUUUUUCAGACAGGUAUUUAAGAAUAAAUAUUGAAUGUGUAUUUGUUAGCUCCAACUUA